Molecule: messenger RNA, 1545 nt
Organism: Peronospora farinosa
Lineage: Eukaryota; Oomycota; Peronosporomycetes; Peronosporales; Peronosporaceae
Source: the annotation of a GenBank genome assembly
AUGGCAACUCAUGGUGAAUUCAAACGAUUGGUGCUCAAGCAAUUUCCGCCCACAAACGAAGUAGAAACGGCUGAAAAUACCUAUUGGAAGAAGUUCCAUGCACCUCAAGAACUACAGCAAGUAGGACCCGUUACACACAUUGAUGUGUCUCCUGUAGCACCAUAUCAAGUAGCUAUUACUUCUUCUACUCGGAUUCAUCUCUAUAGCACGACGACAAGUGAAAUUAUCAAGACUUUUAGUCGCUUCCGUGAUGUCGUGUAUUCAGGCACAUUUCGAUCGGAUGGAAAGCUCUUGGUCGCUGGUGGAGAAGCACCUUUUGUUCAGGUACUGGAUAUCAAUACUCGUGCAAUUCUGCGGUCUUUUAAGGGUCAUACGGGUGCUAUCCAUAGCACCCGUUUUUCGCUCGAUAAUGUGCACGUGCUUUCGUGUUCCGAUGAUAAGACGGCUCGUUACUGGGACUUGCCAACGGGUAAACCUUUGGCUCUGCUAGGAGAUCAUACAGAUUACGUGAGGUCGUCGGCAGUCAACCCGUCAUCACACAACGUUUGGGCCACGGGCUCGUACGACCACACUGUUAAGCUCUGGGACCUACGCACGUCGGACCAGACAGUAUCCAAGAGCACUGUCAGUUUGGACCACGGCGCUCCAGUGGAGGCAUGUAUGAUCAUGCCAGGAGGUAGCUUACUACUUUCUGCUGGUGGCAGCACGGUAAAGGUGUGGGACAUUCUAAGUGGUGGACGUCUGCUGCACUCGUUUUCUAGCCACCAGAAGACUAUCACGAGCUUGGGGCUAGAUGGCACCGGUACGCGGUUAAUGUCGGGAUCGCUCGAUGGACAUCUUAAGAUUUACGAUUUGAAGACGUACGAACUGUCUCACGGAUUCAAGUACAAGAGUGGUGUGCUAGCCUUUGGCAUGUCGCCCACAAAUGGACACCUUUUUGCUGGUACGGUCGACGGGAUCUUGUCUGUGCGUCGGCGUACUCUGAAAAGAGCAGAGCAGAAUGAAUUUAAAACUCGUCAAGCUAUCAUUCGCGGCGGCAGCUACAAAUACUUUUUGCGUGGUAAGAAUGCAAAACCGGCUGCUGCGGACUUCAUGGUGACUACGAUACGUCAUAAGCGUAUCCAGCCGUACGACCGGGCCCUGCGAAAGUUUGACUAUAAGAAAGCACUGAACGAGGCUCUGGAUACGCGCUCACCGGUCAUUGUCGCUAGCAUGCUUGAAGAGUUGCGUCUGCGGGUUGGACUCAAACGUGCACUAGGAGGUCGCGACGAGGAAUCACUCGAGCCGCUGCUAGCUUUUCUCAUUAAAUACGUGACGGACCCGAAGUAUGCCUUGCUGCUUACUCACGUGUGCACGAUCGUAUGUGACCUGUAUGCGCCGAAGCUCAGCCAGUCCAUGCUUAUCGAUGGCUUGUUCAUCAAGCUGCUUGAGAAACUCAACGAGGAGCUGCGCGACCAGAAGCAAGUGCUGGGUGUUGUGGGUAUGAUGGACUCGCUCAUGGCUGCACAGUCCAACGGCACUUUUGAUGUCGAAGCCAGCAAUUAG